UCUAGUGCUGCUUACUCUGCCGCUGACGUUUUGAUUGACGUCGCAGUGCGUCGCCCACAAUUAAUUUCCAGAUUUCAUGCGUUGUGUAGUUCAGGCUUGGUUCAGGCCAAAGGUUCAGGCCGCUGGGUUGUGUUAACAAAAUGUCGCUUACAAGCCUCUUACCUGCACCAACUCAAGCAGUUUGGGAUAGAGAAGAUGAAGCUCGAGAACAAAAACUUCGACAGAGACCAGUCUCUGCUUUGGUGAAGGCUGUAGUGACAGCUCCGCCAUAUGGGCAACGAAAAGGAUGGAUACCACGCACUCCAGAGGACUUUGGAGAUGGCGGAGCAUUUCCCGAAAUUCAAGUUGCCCAAUAUCCUCUUGGUAUGGGUAUGAAGGGAAAAGAAGCUACUAGCAAUGCUCUAGCAGUUCAACUUGAUGCCCAAGGAAAAGUGAAGUACGAUGUCAUCGCCAGACAAGGCCACUCUAAAGACAAGAUUGUUUAUACAAAAUUGAGCGAUCUACUCCCAUCUGAAAUUACAACCGAAGACGAUCCCUCCUUGCAACGCCCCUCUGGUGAAGAUAUAGAUGAUAUUACCGAGAAGACUCGUCGAGCGCUGGAAAAAAUUACUGAAUCCAAAAUAGCAGCAGCUAUGCCAGUGAGAUGUGCUGAAAAACAAGGUCCUGCGCAGUAUAUCCGUUAUACACCGUCACAACAAGGACAAUCCUUCAAUUCUGGCGCUAAACAAAGAGUAAUCAGAAUGGUUGAAGCUCAAGUGGAUCCUAUCGAGCCCCCUAAAUUCAAGAUAAACAAAAAGAUUCCUCGAGGCCCUCCUUCGCCUCCAGCUCCAGUUAUGCACUCACCAACACGAAAAGUCACAGUCAAAGAGCAAAAAGAAUGGAAAAUUCCUCCGUGUAUCAGUAACUGGAAAAACGCAAAGGGAUACACCAUUCCUCUAGACAAACGACUGGCUGCAGAUGGACGUGGCUUGCAACAAGUUCAUAUUAACGAAAACUUUGCGAAGCUUGCCGAAGCUCUUUACAUUGCUGAUAGGAAGGCCCGCGAAGCAGUGGAAAUGCGCGCUCAGUUAGAAAAGAAAUUGGCGCAAAAAGAAAAAGAAAAAAAAGAGGAUCAUUUACGACAGCUUGCCCAAAAAGCCAGAGAGGAACGUGCAGGGCUUAAAUCUGCAGCAGCCCUUGAUAAAGCUGGAGAAUCACGAGAGCGCGAUCAAUUGCGUCAGGAACGUCACAAAGAUCGAGCGCGAGAUCGUAACUUGGCUCGUGCUGCCCCUGAUAAACGUUCCAGACUUCAACGCGAACGAGAACGAGAUAUAAGCGAACAAAUUGCACUUGGAUUGCCUGCAAAAUAUGUUCCGAGUUCUGGUGAAGCUCAGUUUGAUCAGAGAUUAUUUAACACAACCAAGGGAAUGGACAGCGGUUACGGUCACGAAGACGAGUACAACGUUUAUGAUAAGCCCUGGAGGGACUCGAGCUCAAUCGGUUCACAUAUUUAUAGACCUAGCAAAAAUAUCGACAAGGAUAAUUAUGGCGAUGACUUGGAAAAACUCGUCAAAACAAAUCGGUUUGUUCCUGACAAAGAAUUUAGUGGAACUGAUAGAUCAGCUACAAGAUCUGGUCCAGUGCAAUUUGAAAAAGACGAAGAAGAUCCUUUCGGUUUAGAUCAGUUCUUGACUCAAGCCAAACGCGCGAGUAGCAGUACAACUGCUACUACGAAACGAAAGGACGAUCGAGAUCAGCGGAGAGACGACCGUGAUAAACGCCGAAAACAUUAACGAGAUCGUCAGCAAUUUGAUAUAAAUAUCUUAUGAUUAUUUUGUACCUGUACAAAACAAAUUUUGCGAUCUCUGAAAGCGAUAAUUAAAUAAUCUCAGAAAUGAUUCAGUAAAUAAAUUGCAUUAUAUCCACCA
This is a messenger RNA of Athalia rosae (coleseed sawfly), 1907 nucleotides long. RefSeq names its product puff-specific protein Bx42 (gene Bx42). Lineage: Eukaryota; Metazoa; Arthropoda; Insecta; Hymenoptera; Athaliidae. The record is from RefSeq and is a predicted model, not a curated record. Gene Ontology annotation, cellular component: spliceosomal complex. Gene Ontology annotation, biological process: mRNA splicing, via spliceosome. Bases 141 to 1772 code for a protein of 543 amino acids. The transcript is spliced from 8 exons.